Messenger RNA from Venturia canescens, 2154 nucleotides. RefSeq names its product coatomer subunit delta (gene deltaCOP). The record is from RefSeq and is a predicted model, not a curated record. NCBI's taxonomy places the organism in Eukaryota, Metazoa, Arthropoda, Insecta, Hymenoptera, Ichneumonidae. The coding region runs from base 157 to 1725 and encodes 522 amino acids. Gene Ontology annotation, cellular component: COPI vesicle coat. Gene Ontology annotation, biological process: retrograde vesicle-mediated transport, Golgi to endoplasmic reticulum; endoplasmic reticulum to Golgi vesicle-mediated transport; Golgi localization. The transcript has 5 exons.
UUGCACACGUCAUCUGAAACACUCGCGCCCUCUAUCCUAUAGCUCCGAUAUGUUUUCGGUGUAAUGUUGAGAAUACGCUGGCAUAUAAAUCAACAUUUUCCUUAGGUUAUUGACAAUUUAAUUCGCGAACGAAGCAACGUAAACCAUCGUGUAAAAAUGGUCCUUAUUGCAGCAGCAGUAUGCACGAAAGCAGGCAAAACCAUCAUAUCCCGUCAAUUUGUGGAAAUGACGAAAGCCAGAAUAGAGGGCCUUCUUGCCGCUUUUCCCAAGCUCAUGAGUUCCGGGAAACAGCAUACAUUCGUAGAAACCGAAUCGGUCCGUUACGUCUAUCAACCUCUUGAGAAACUAUACAUGCUUCUCAUCACAACAAAAGCCAGCAAUAUUCUGGAAGAUUUGGAAACUCUUAGGCUCUUUGCAAGAGUGAUACCGGAGUACUGCAAAUCCAUGGACGAAAUGGAAGUAGCAGAAAACACGUUCAACCUCAUAUUUGCUUUCGACGAGAUUGUGGCACUAGGUUACAGGGAGAGUGUCAAUUUGGCUCAAAUUCGUACAUUCGUGGAAAUGGAUUCGCACGAGGAGCGAGUCUAUCAAGCGGUGAGAUUCACGCAGGAGCGUGAAGCAAAGAACAAGAUGAGAGAAAAAGCAAAAGAAUUACAAAGACAGAGAAUGGAAGCGAACAAGAAAGGUAGCGGUGGAGUUGGAGGAGGAAAGAAUCUCGGUUUUGGUAGUAGCUACGGAAACAGUGGGAAUUUCACGAAUUCACCGAGUGUGGGUGAUUCGGCAAACUUCAUACCAGAGCCUGUGAAGCCAAGCUACAAUCCAUCUCUAAAAUCCAUUUCAACGGGGCCUGGUGCGAUGAAACUGGGUGGUAAAGCACGCGACGUCGAUUCUUUCGUGGAUCAAUUGAAGGAAGAAGGGGAGAAUGUUGUGACCACAUCAAUAUCAAGCUCAAGCACAAAAACGUCAAAUAUUUCGAGCCACAUAAUAUCAACGAACACUGAGCCGGUGCAUUUGAAGCAGGAAGAAAAAUUGAACGUAAGAAUUGGACGGGACGGUGGUCUUCAACACUUCGAGCUUCACGGUCUCGUCACGCUUCAUAUAUCGGACGAAAAAUGGGGCAGAAUACGCGUUCAGCUCGAGAACAAGGACACGCGCGGUGUUCAACUCCAAACUCAUCCGAACGUCGACAAAGAAUUGUUCAAAUCGCACAGUCAGAUUGGCCUCAAGAUACCAUCAAAACCGUUCCCUCUGAACACCGACGUUGGCGUUUUGAAGUGGCGAUUGCAGGCACAGGAUGAAACUUCCUUACCGCUGUCGAUCAACUGUUGGCCUUCGGAAAACGGCGAGUCUGGCUGCGAUGUCAAUAUCGAAUACGAGCUUGAACAAACUGAUCUCGAAUUGAACGAUGUACAGAUUAAUAUACCAUUGCCCAUGGGCUGCACGCCAAUCGUUAGCGAAUAUGAUGGACAAUACACUCACGAACCUCGAAGGAAUAUGCUCAUAUGGUCACUGCCUAUUGUUGAUGCAUCAACUAAAUCUGGCUCGAUGGAAUUUUCGGCACCCUCCUCAACACCAUCGGACUUCUUCCCAUUACACGUGUCCUUUUCUUCGAAAACUCCAUACGCUAAAAUCAAGGUCAGCGAUGUUUUGCUAGUAGAAGAUGAGAGCCCAGUAAAGCACUCGGUGGAGACAGUAUUCCUCACUGACAAUUACGAAGUGGUUUAGGGUUCUAUGCAACAAUGAAAAUUCCCGUCUACACGUAUUUAUAAUUACUUAAGAGUAGGUGAAGACGAAUGAAAAUUUGAGGACACUCGUGAAAAGGCGAUUAUUCCAUUGAGGAGAGAAAAGGAAGAGGAUACCCGAAGCAUUCACUCGAGAUUGGGGAGAAACUAUGUAUAAUGAUGAAAUUGUAUGCGUUUAUGAUAUUUGAGCAAGAAAGAAAAAAAACACAAAACUGUUAAAACUUAUUUCAAAAUUGAACGUUUUAAUCGUCGAACGGAAAAUCGGAGAUGUUCACACGACCAUUAUAAUUCUAUACAUAUAUAUAUAUAUAUACAUACUACGAGUAAGAGAACUAAUCAGACAAAAAAAAUGUUACUGAGGUCUCGCGAGACUUGCCAUUCGACUAAUAAAUAUCUAAAUUGUUAUGUUCAA